Messenger RNA from Grus americana (Whooping crane), 4795 nucleotides. Its product is annotated as SITS-binding protein-like. The record is from RefSeq and is a predicted model, not a curated record. The transcript is spliced from 12 exons. Lineage: Eukaryota; Metazoa; Chordata; Aves; Gruiformes; Gruidae. The coding region runs from base 856 to 2925 and encodes 689 amino acids.
CCUUGCCUGUAACUUUGGUGGAAGAAGCACCCCUUCUCCUUUUUUAAUGUUUUCCCAUUUUAUUUUAACUAGUUUUCGGUCCAUAACCUUGAUAGCUUUUUGGGGGGGUCCCGUGAGAGUCAUGACCUCUUUCGUUAGCUCUUCGCCCCCAACCCCAUCUCCAUCACCUGUAGCUCUGCUGUAAUCUCCUCUAACCUGGCAGCUGCAGAGAGGGUUUUCCCCGGGGGUGCCCGGUCCCUUUUUGGAUGGACGUCUGUGUCCCCAUCUCACCUUCAAGCUUUCGGUGAAGCCUUCCUCGUCCUUCCUCCUUAUCCUGGAUCCCACCUUUUCUCCCCGCUCUGGAGCCGCUGCCAGCGGCCGGAGAUGCUCGUCCCGGUAUGAUCGACCCAUUUUCCCCUCCAUCCCACACUGGCUAUUGCCCCAGCCGAAAUGAAAAAUUAAUCCUGGAGGUUCCUGUGGGGAAAGGCCCCUCCAGGGGCUUAUUUGGGCCAUGGCCAAGGAUGUUCCUGGUGGAUUCUGCAGUCCUGAGACCCUCCCGAAGAGCAGCAUCUCCUGGGAUGUCCUGCCUGCAGCGUAACUCCCUGAGGAUGCGCACAGCUGGCGGGGGAGCGGGGGGGCAGGGAGCACACCGUGUCUCGUCUUGGGUAACGCGCUGGCUUCGUGCGGCUCAAGUUGCCGGGCAUACGGGUCUCGGAAAAGCUGCCCCGGGGAGAGGAGAACAACCCGCAGCAGAAAAAUAGCUGGGGCUUGUGCGCCGAUGUCGACAACCACCUUCGGGGGCUGCGAAAGCGUCGGUCACCCCACCUUCCGGAGGGGAGGAGAAGAGGAGCCGGAGCAUCCCCCUGAGAUCGCACCAUGCCACUCGCCCGCCCCACCGGCCAAAUCCCCGACGCCGCUUGGACGUCGGGCUUCAGGGAGAUGACGGAGCCCUGGAAAGGUGCCGUCGGCUGCCUCGGCGUGGCCGUCUUCUUCGCCAUGACCAUCGGCAUCAUCUCCUGGCAGGCGCUGGAGCAGUCGCCGGAGGAGUGGGUGCUGCGGGGCCGUGCCGGUGGGAUGCUGUGGGAGCGCCGGCGGGGUGCCCUGCUCCUGCGGGCGCUGCCGGCGGGGCGGAUGGUGGCGGUGAUCACGGUGGGCGGCGUGCCGGCCGCCGAGCCGCCUCCGCCACGGGACCGCUGCUGGCACGACGGCGGGCAGUUCUGCUACGCCUGGGAGGAGGACGCCGAGCUCCGGCUCUCCCUCGAGCCCCCGCCAGCCCCCGCCACCGAGUGCUACGGCGUCCGCUGGACCCCGCUGCGCCCCGACGUGAUGCUGAAGGAUUGCUUCUCCAUGGCCAACGUCUCCUGGUACGGAGGGGCGAGCAUCCGCGCCCAGCGCUGGCCGCUCAACGGCGCCGAGAGCCCCGCGCAGCCCUUCGUUAGCGGCAACUUUGGCAAAAACCCCGCCGGCUACGGGCCCGUUGUGGAGAGAUACUUCCUAGGCUCGACAGGAGUGACGGUGACAGUGGCACCCGACGUGCCCCUCUUCCUCUCGCUGGAGAGCAACAGGCACUUCUGCCUGGGAACGCCGGCAGGCAGAGCCGCGGUGCCCCUGCGCUACCUCCUCUGCGUCAGCCCGGACGUCGCGGCCGCCCACCGGCACGUGGGCAGCCAGCUCGCGGGGCCGGCACGGGCGCUGCCGGAUACGGCGCUCCUGGGGUCUCCCAUCUGGCGAUAUUACGGCCCAACGGGUUCGGCUGCCAAAAUAAAACGAGGUUUGCAGGCGCUGGGCAAGAGAUUGAAGCGGCAUCGCCUUCAGGAGGGGAUCCUGGCCCUGGGGGAGCACUGCACCGCCGUCCUCGCCGCCGCGGACCAGGUGCCCUCGGCACAGAGGAAGAGGCAGGGCUCUGCCCGCGCCUGGGACCCUUCCCUGAUCGAACCGCUGCAGCUCUCCGUCACGCUGUCCCCGUACGCCAGCAUCGCCUCCCCGCUCUUCCUGCGCUCGCUGCAGGACGGCCAGGCGGCGAGCUACUGGCUGAGCCUGCAGCCCCGAUUCGGGGGCUGCUCGGUCCCGCUGCUGACCACGUGGAAGGGGCGGCUUUGCGCCCGCCUGAACGUCACCAGCGAGGCAGCGCUGAGCUGGUACCUGGCACGCGCCCGAGGGCUGCGGCAGGCGCUGGGGGCCGCGUACAUGGUCUUCGAGGGUGCCGAGGGCAACGCCUUCCUGGAGCAAGCUGUCCCACCUCCCGCCGAGCUGGCGGGCGACCGAUAUGCCGCGGCGCUGGCGGCGGCGCUGGCGACGCUGGGAAACGCCACCGUCAUCAGCGCCGGUGCCAGAUCCAGUCAUCUACCGCUCUUCGUCCAGAUGAGCCCGCUGCGCUCGGACUGGAGCCACGCUGGUCUGAAGGGGGUUAUUCCCUCCGUGCUGCACUACAGCCUCCUGGGCUACAACUUCUUCAUCCCCGAUGCAGUAGGAGGGAGCCUGGCUGGUGAUGCCCCAGGGGACCCGGAGCUCUAUGUGCGGUGGCUGCAGAUCGUGACGUUCCUCCCCGUGAUGGCCUUCAGCACGCCGCCCUGGCUCUGCUGCGAACCCUGGGUGCUGAAUCUUACCCGGCAAUGUAUACAGAGGCACCGGGACUUUGUUGUGCCGCUCAUCGUCAAAUACAGCGAGGAAUGGCUACGUUUGGGGUACCCCAUCUUCCGGCCGGCGUGGUGGCUCAGUCCCACAGAUCCAACAGCUUUUAUCGUAGAGGAUGAGUUUCUCAUCGGAGACGAGGUCCUGAUUGCCCCAAUAACAGAAAAAGGGCAAACGUGGAGAGAUAUCUACCUGCCUGGAGCAGGGCACCUAUGGAUGGACACCAACACUGCCCGCGUCUUUGACGGAGGCACCGUCCUCAGGAAUUACUCCGUCAGCCUUGCAGAGGUGCCGGUUUUUGUAAAAACCUCCUAAAUUCACAGACUGCCGCAAAUUUUGGACAGUUGACAUCCUUCAGAGCAGCGCUGGCCAAAUGUGCUUGCUCUUCCUUGAGACUAUUUCAGCCUGUUUGCACUUCUCCAAGAACUCUUUUUUUUAUCAUUGUUUCAGCAGAAACUGUUUGAAUCUCCUAUCAUUUGCUGUUAUUCUAAAAUAGAGGAAAUGCAGCUUCGGUACAAAUAUACAUCCACGCAGAAUGUCGACCUACAUCUUUCCAGGGUUUUCCCGGUGAAAUGUUUGCGUGCGUAGGUGGCACAUCCAGCAUCUCCAGAUCCCUGAGACACUGCUCAAAGACGCUGCCUUAUCCAGAGAGUGGAUUCUCCAGGAUAGCGAACAUCAGUUUCUACUAGGAUGAGAUUUUAUGCAUUUAAAGAAAAAACUCCGUAGAGGGAAACCUAAAUGUACGAUAGCUCCGUUCACGUGCAUGGACGUCACAUGUGCUAAGUGCUACCUGCUUCUCUCUCAUGGCUGUGUGUGUACGUUCCCCAGGAGCGGCUUUGGUGGUGAGAUACCGACUUUGAGGAUAAUUGGAAAACUGGGUGAAUUCCAGGUCUAUUGGAAGUGGGUUUCUGUGGAAGAAAAACACCACGAUCAAACAAAGUGGCUCUACCAGAGCCUGAUGUGGACGGGCAGGAUGCGUGCCCACCUUGGAAUAAAAACUCCAGAGCUCAGCAUCCCAUACCUAAACUCCAGCGUGCCCCAGUCAGUGCUUUUCACCAUUUCUUGAAUAUUUUUUUUUUUAACUCUUUCUUUUUGCAGUGCGAGUGGGCUCCGGUGUGACCACUCUUCCUCCAUCCAGCCAAAACCAUACCCACGGGCAAGGCGGAUGUCCCGCGUGCUGAAUGUGCGUUUAGGGAGGUUACAUCAGCUACUGGGACAACCCCAGUCAGGGGUGAGUGGGACGUUAACGGGCGAUUCCAAAGGCUGGCAUUUGAGGUUUGUUUCAGUGGAUAAAUCACACGCCUUGGGGAACCAAAGGCUCUGCUUCCAUUCGCUCCUUUGGCCUGAAACGAAUUCUGACGAGCUGGAUCCUGAUUUAGAGGAAACCCCCCAAUCCUGCUGUCUGCGGCUGGACACAGAGGAGAUGGAGCGUGUGACCCUGCCCGGAGAGAUGGAAUCACUCCACGUUCCGGAUGGUGCUGGCAUUUCCUUCCAGAUGCCCCUGAAGUCCAACCGAUGACAGGAUCAGCUUUUGCUAUUCUUGGCCUCUGGAAAAGUCACUAACUUUAACCCAGGUUUAGCAACUGGCUGAAGAUUUAAAAAAAAACCCCAUGUCCCUUCCUAGUGCAUCUUUAAAAAAACAAUAAUAAUAAUAAAUAACACCACAUGAUGUAAAAAUCCUCCAGCAACAUCUUUCUGUGCCUGUUAAUAGGAUACGCCUCACUUUUACAGUAAAUUUGCUUUAAUUUGAGUUUCUUGCUGCGUUGGGUUGUGUGUCGGUGUCACCGAGCCGUUUCUGGGCGCGUUACUGCCAGCUAAACCCACGCUCUUCAUGCGUUUCCUCGCAUGUGCCCAGUUGGAACUUAAAGACUAUUUGUAGUCAUCAAAAUGUUAAUGAGGUGUUUACUAACGUAGACUUGAUUUAAAAGAUUGGCCCCCCCUUUUUGGUGUCUACGUGUGCUACGAUGACGUGCUCCCCUCCUUCCCUUGACACCCCCGUGGAAGAGGCAUAAACACGUCCCCUUGUUAAAGCAGCUCCAGGAAAGGAAUAAUUAGAGAAGGUUUAGGCAUGUUGCCAGGAAAAAGCGGUUAAGAACCUCGCAUGUAAUUUUAUUCCUCUCCCCCCCCCCCCCCCCCCAUUAUUUUAAACUAUUCUUCAUGAUUUUUUUCAGGUGGGAAAAAUCGA